AUGGCAUUGAAAGUUCUGACAGAGCAUACUGCAAGGUCUAUGAAAUGCAGUAUUGAAUGGAAUUCUGAUACAGGAUAUGAGGUUCUUGAAGGUCAUUUUAGACAUGUUGUGGAUCUGCCUAGACAAACUUGUUCUUGUAGAGCAUGGAUGUUGAAAGGCAUCCCAUGUCCUCAUGCAAUUGCUGCUCUUCACCACAAGAGGUUGAACCCGAUGGAUUACAUUUCUCAAUGGUAUUCUAGAGAUACCUAUAUAAAGACAUAUAGCUACUUUAUUCAAACAGUUCUGAACUUGAAGAUGUGGCCACCAUCCACAAAUCCUACUGUUAUACCCCUUGAAGUGAGGAAGAUGCCAGGCAGGCCUAAGACUGUUAGAAGGAAAGAGGCAAGUGAACCCAAAUAA
This is a messenger RNA of Lycium barbarum (goji berry), 399 nucleotides long. RefSeq lists its product as uncharacterized. Bases 1 to 399 code for a protein of 132 amino acids. The transcript has a single exon. NCBI's taxonomy places the organism in Eukaryota, Viridiplantae, Streptophyta, Magnoliopsida, Solanales, Solanaceae. The record is from RefSeq and is a predicted model, not a curated record. Gene Ontology annotation, molecular function: zinc ion binding.